AGUAAACAAAAUUAAGUAUGCGUUAAACAUCACGAUUUAACGUGCUUUUUUAAGAAUAAAAUCAUCUAGUAGAACUAGUAGUGUUCUGAUCAAUCGCUUGUGUUAUGAGCAGGCGUGUGUGAAGUAUAUCUUAAAUUAACUCCCUACAGUUAAAACAAAAGUAUCAGAUCACAUAAACAUGGACCAGAAAGCCUCCUUCGUCCUCGCUGUGGUCUUCUGUUUCUGUCUCUUCGUCGUUCACGCAGAAGCGUUCGACUGUUACUCGUGUUCCUACACCAUAUCCAGUGAUCCUAGGGUCGAUUACGUAUGCGCAAACGACUCCAAGGCGGCAUCAAAGUCUCUUCUUCCUUGCCAGACGCCCAACCAGUGCUACACAAAAGCGGUCUUCAACCUAGAAAGGACCCAAGUGCGUUCUGUCUACCGCUCAUGUUAUCCACCCCAGGAAUUGUGUACCGGGGCAAACUGCUGCGCGAUGGAAGGGAUUUACCCAGCGUGUGAACAGAAGUGUCGCACUGAACUGUGUAACUCGCUUAACGUGGAAUCAUGGCUUCUAGACCCGACAACCAAAUCUCCCAAGGGUGCGGCAUCUUCCUUCAAAACCAACUCGUGGUUGAUUAUGUGUUCAGUUUCGCUGUAUUUGAGAUUGUUGUAAUUCACAUUUUGUUGAAU
Molecule: messenger RNA, 669 nt
Organism: Mya arenaria
Lineage: Eukaryota; Metazoa; Mollusca; Bivalvia; Myida; Myidae
Exons: 4
Coding region: 179-652 (157 amino acids)
Source: RefSeq, a predicted model, not a curated record